Ixodes scapularis (black-legged tick) is the source of this 594-nucleotide messenger RNA. Its product is annotated as gastrula zinc finger protein XlCGF49.1-like. Gene Ontology annotation, molecular function: RNA polymerase II cis-regulatory region sequence-specific DNA binding; DNA-binding transcription factor activity. Bases 1 to 594 code for a protein of 197 amino acids. The record is from RefSeq and is a predicted model, not a curated record. The transcript has a single exon. Gene Ontology annotation, biological process: regulation of transcription by RNA polymerase II. Lineage: Eukaryota; Metazoa; Arthropoda; Arachnida; Ixodida; Ixodidae.
AUGCGCCGACCUUUCUUACUCUGUCGUGUCAUCCCAACAGACUGGAACGGAGCAGGCUAUGGCGACAAGGUGGAUACUUUUGACCCUGACAGCUGCAGGGGCGACACCUCUCCCCCCACCAACUGGUCGGGCCCACAGAAGCCGCAAACGCACCGACAACCGGACAAGCACCCGUGCCGCUUCUGUCCUCACUCAAGCUCUUCCGCAGGAAAUCUCGCCAUCCACGAGAGGACUCACACUGGCAAGAGGCCCUUCAGUUGCGGUGUUUGCGAGAAAACGUUUGCGCGUACGGAUUGCUUGACAGCUCAUGUUAGAAUUCACACCGGAGAGAAGCCGUUCAAGUGCAACACGUGCAGCAGGGCGUUUAGUCAUAAAUGCAGCUUGGCGGAUCACGAAAGAAUUCAUACAGGAGAGAAGCCGUACAGCUGCAACACGUGCAGCAGGACAUUUAUUCAGAGAAGCAGUUUGGCGGUUCAUAAGAGGACUCACACAGGAGAAAAGCCGUACAGGUGCGAGACCUGCGGUAGAUCGUUUGCGGCUAAUAGCGGUUUACACCAACAUCGGAAGAUACAUCGCAAGGGAUCGAAACAGUAA